AUGCAUCGUGAGCUGUCAUCAGCUGAGUCUGCCCCUCUUGCCUUUGACAGAUCGUCCACCGACGAUCUGUUCCUUCCGCGGGUUGAUGCAAAUUCAAGGUCCCUAGACAGCAAUAAUAAUGAGUCUCACUGGCAGUCUGUCCCACUGGCGUUGGCGUUGCUGCCCGCAGUCGGGGGCCUGCUAUUCCCAAAUGGAAGCGCGGUAGUAACAGAUAUCACUUUACUGGUUCUGGCAGCAGUAUUUCUUAAUUGGUCGAUUCGAUUACCGUGGGACUGGUACAUCUCAGCACAACAGAUGUCACGAAGUCUCACACUAGAAGACGAAUUCGACAUGGAUGUGAUUAUCGAGCAAGCUGAGGAACCAGAGCUGGAGCCGGGCAAGAAAGAGGACCGUGAUUCAAAGCCCAAGCCGCAAGAAUGCGCAGCUUCGACGCCCCAAUCCGCAACUGCCCGGGCCGCAAUGGCGGAGCUCCACCGACACGAACUAGCAGCUCUAACAUCCUGCUUCCUCCUCCCCAUCGUAGGCGCUUGGCUCUUGCAUACCCUCAGGUCGCAACUCUCCCGACCCUCCGAGGGCCUCGUGUCCAAUUACAAUUUAACAGUCUUCCUCCUCGCCGCGGAAGUUCGCCCAUUUUCCCACCUGUUGAAAAUGGUCCAAGCACGUACCCUCUACCUACAACGCCUCGUCUCUUCCGACACCGGGGAACCUCGCGAGAGAAUCGACGCCAGCAAAAUCUUCGACAUCUCCACCCGCCUCGAGGAGCUAGAAGCUCACAUCGCAGAAACAGCCAGCAAGCGCGAGCAUCAAGACCAAUAUCAAAAUCAACAGCCCCCCAACAGUGCCAAGCACGGAAAAGAAUACCUCUCCGCAACCUCACCCGCAACCACCAAAGGCCUGUCCCCAGACAAUCAAACACCACACCCGGACCUCUCAGCCCUUACCCGCGCCAUGCGCCGCUACGAAAAACGCACCACCCUGCACGCCCACGAGACCGAAACGCGUCUUCAAUCUCUCGAAGAGCGACUGAGGGACGUCAUCUCACUCAGCACCGCAGUGGCAGCGCAGCAGCGCCGCGCAGCGUCGAAUCGCAGCUCGCCGAUAUUUGGUGCAACAACGAGAGAUCGGGACAGGGAAGCUGCCGAUACCGAGUUUUACGAGGUGACCUUUUUAAGUUGA
This is a messenger RNA of Histoplasma mississippiense, 1176 nucleotides long. RefSeq lists its product as hypothetical. The transcript has 4 exons. The record is from RefSeq and is a predicted model, not a curated record. Lineage: Eukaryota; Fungi; Ascomycota; Eurotiomycetes; Onygenales; Ajellomycetaceae. The coding region runs from base 1 to 1176 and encodes 391 amino acids.